UUACUCUACGACCGAAGGAGCAACCAGUUAGGCUCAGAAAACCCCUGAUUUAUUUAUCGAUUUAUCUCUCUUCGCAUAAUCUUUCGUUAAUUAGGAAAAAAUUAACAAAUGUCACUAUCCAUUUCAGUGUCGUUGAUUCACCUGUUUUGGUAAAAAUUGGAGUACGAUUUCCGCCGCUGAACGAAGAACAGUGCAAUCAGUUAAAAGAGCUGUGAUAAUGCCAAUUUUAUAUUAUCAAGAGCAUAAUAAAUCAUUACAAUAACACGUUUCGUUGAAGGACAAGUAUGCCAAGCUGUUUGCUUUUUCCCCAUCCACCGCCUCCAUUUCGUGCUAUUUACCAAAGCAACUGUUGUGAAACUAAUCAUCUGUAAUUAAUAUGACUUCAUCUGCAUCUUCGGACGUGUUUCGGAUUUGGCGCUGAUCGUGUAACGUCAGAAAGUGUUGUUGACGAUCACGUUCGCCGACCUUCAUCAUCAUCAUGAGCAAUCUAAUGUCGACAUAUCGAGUUGUUGGGGGAAAAAAUGGAAAAGGUUUGAUACCUACCCCUUUUCUUACCUAUAUUGAUUGUUUACUGUGACAAAGAAACGAUGCUUUCCUCAGGUUAGAGUGAGGAGAAUUGGUUGUUUAUUAUGACACAGACACGAUUGCUUUCUUAGUUUAGUUUACGAAGAUGUGGCAGAGCUACUAUUCCAAUUCAAGUUGAAGAUUUGAUCCAGUCCUUUUUAUUAUUCACCAAAUGAGAAAUGGAGACUAAAUUGUUCGAAAGUUGCUUUACAUGCUCCUAUAUUCUUGCGUGGGAAGUACGUGCGUUUUUAUGAUUGCAUGCGGUUUCGUCACGAAAACGCGACAGUGUUGCUGAUUGUUCGGCUAGGUUAAGACUCACUAACUUAUUAAGAACGAAGAAGUAGUUUUAUGAAAUAACCAACUACCGAAUAAAUGAGAAGACAGAACAAGUUAUUUAUGAGUAACAAGGCAUUUUAAGUCAAUUUACUUUCAAAACUUUUAAUUAGAAGAAACCUCAACUACUUAGAAUCUAAUUAAAAGCUCCAACGAUUUCAGAUGUUGAUAUCCCGAGAUCAAGCCGGGAUUGUUAAGGUUACAGGACAGGAGGUUGAGAAGCAUCGAUCCCGACUGCUCUCCAUGUCUGUAACACAACUAGCUCAGUGUUCUGUCUCUCCCUGUUGAACUUGUUAGAUGCAUCAAAUGCGAUAAUAUCAAAUUGAAAUGACGCUCUUUCAUUAAAUUCAGAAAGCAAUACAAUCAUAUCGCUUCAUAAUACCGGUAAAUCAUCACAAAAGUCGCAUGCAUACUUUUAGGGCAAAAUGAGUCCCCAUUCUCCUUUUAAUUAUUUAGGUAAAGAAUGAUUUGUUCACUAGCAGUGCUUGUGUGACACAGAUAUUCUCUCUGUGAAGAUUGCUUACCUUCUUCUCACCAGUAACAGUGGCCAGAAAAAGCAUAAUUCUUUGCGAAAAUAAAUCUUGUUAAUUUUUAAGUUCGUUGGAAAUAUUCCUCUGACUUUUUCAUUGUGGAUUGUGCGAUCUGACGUUCUGAUAUGUAAAUUCAUUUAAUUAUUUUGUCAUAAAAAGUCUCAUUCGGAGAGGAUUUAUCGCUUAUUUGAUAACGUUUACAGCACCUGCAGUAAAUGUUUACAGAAACAGCUUGAAAUGCCAUAUAUUAAAUGAAGCAGCUCAGAAUAAAAAUAUUCAAAAUACACUAAUUUUACCAAACAUUGGAUUAAAAACUGUGCAACAAAAGGAACUAGUCUCUUUCUGGGCAAAUUUCUAAGAAUAAGAGAGAUUGAGUUUUUUAUCGCGCAUGGUAAGUAGAAGAGUUAAUUUUCAGCUGCUAAGUUUUCCUCUGUUACUCGAUGUCUUUUUGACCUUUCAUCUCCUUCCUUGGCCAUCUAUGUUUCCCCUUGGAGAGGUUUUAAUUUUUUUAACCGCAAGUUGCUAAGUGGGAAUCGAACAGGAUAGUGGUCAUGGUUGAAGAACAAGUAAAUAUUGGACCAAAAUAAUACCCAUGUUUUUUGAUAGUUGACAUUUCAGGGAAUGAUGAAGUAGCUCUGAUGGCGACAGCUUUUCUAUAUUUUCGAAGAAAAGUUGCAAUAUCGUGCACUCGAGUGUUCUCUAACGAAGAGGACGAAGGAGCACGCCGAUAGCGAGAGUUUAUAAUCGCGUGUGAUUGUGAUCUCUGUUAAUCUGCAAAAUUUUCGGGCAUGCAAACAUAUUUUUUCACUCUUCCAUGGUCUAUAGAUGAAUUUAAUGUUCACCUCUAUAUUCGAGUCUCACUAGUUCAAUCAAAUUUACCAUGGUUGCCAACCUGAAAAAACCCCUUGAUUCAGGGAUGGGGCCGAAAGCAAACUCAGAAAACUUGACUCUCAUUCGCCAGAGUGAAGAGCUAACUUUUACUAACUUUUCGUGACAGCAGCCCAUGGUCAUCCUUACCCUAUUCCUGUAAAAGGCUGAAAUCAUGAAAUAAAAUGUUAUGUAAAUCUUAUCAAUAGAUACUGCAAGGUUGAGGUCUGGGGGCACCCAACGAAGCAACGCAUCUUUGAACAAAGUUGAUCCUCGGUUCGACAACGAUUCUGUGGAACUAAUGAACUACCAUCCUGGUGACGUUGAUGGAACUCGCAUCCUGGUUCCUAAUGUUGAAGUAUAUAGGCCGACCAUGAAUAGCUUUAUUUACUUCUCGAACGAGAAUUUUGCAGCCAAGGUAAAUGUGAACACAUUGAAUCGGGAAGGAGUGGCCCCAAUUCAUCGAGCUGUUCGCAUUAAUGAUGUUGGGGCAUUAGCCUCUUUAUUAGAAAGCGACGCAGAUAUCAAUCUUGCAGACAGAACUGGAUCGACGCCUCUUAUCACUGCUGCAAGAUUUAACAGAUCAGAGAUGGUUAAGCUUCUUCUUGAAAGAGGAGCUAAUCCUCUUAUAGGAAAUGAGUCUUCUUCGAUUUCACCACUUCACGAAGCUGCCAGAAGGGGUUUCACGGAGAUUUGUAUUCUACUGCUGAAUGAUUCCAGAAUAAAAGCUACCACUAUAAACUACGGACAUGUUUCGCCUUUGCACAUGGCCUGCUUCGGCGGAGAUCGAGCCACAUGUGAACUGAUCUUAAAACAUGGUGCCGAUGUUACCUACAUUUCGAAGGUAACUAAAAAUACUCCACUUCAUUUUGCGGCUUGGAAUGGGGAUGAAUAUAAUUGCAAGCUUCUUAUCAACGCAGGUAAUUGUUCGUUCUCCCUGACCUGA
Pocillopora damicornis (cauliflower coral) is the source of this 3240-nucleotide messenger RNA. Its product is annotated as transient receptor potential cation channel subfamily A member 1-like. Lineage: Eukaryota; Metazoa; Cnidaria; Anthozoa; Scleractinia; Pocilloporidae. Gene Ontology annotation, molecular function: protein binding; monoatomic ion channel activity. Gene Ontology annotation, cellular component: membrane; transmembrane transporter complex. The record is from RefSeq and is a predicted model, not a curated record. Gene Ontology annotation, biological process: monoatomic ion transmembrane transport.